AUCUCCGAGCAAGCCAGGAGAGCCAUGGAGGGGUCAGUCGGUCCCUUUUCAACCCCAGGUCAACAGCCGUCCGGCAAACAUGGUGUAAUACUGUUUCAGGAUCUGAAGAUCCCUGGCGCUUUCUGCCUUGCCAUUAGGUUUUAGGGAUUGGGGACUGCAUGCCCAGCGCUAGAAAAUGACCAACCCUCGACGACUCGGGAUUUCAUGGCGGCGAAGGUACUGGAACCCUCGUUGCUUGUGACCUCGGGAAUCGCUCAAUCACGAUGCGGAGUCGAAAUGAAGGACCAGGGGAAAAGCGCGCAGGACGGAAUGAAUAGGGCGCAAAAGAACCCGGGCAACAGGGACCGUGAGGCUGGUCGCAUGGGCGAUUGGGAUGGUGGUUUUGCGCAUCGCCAUUUGCCUCCCCCUCCUCCGACUACUUCCGUUUCUUUUUCUGUCUCUUCUUUUCCCUGGUUGUUUUCCUUUUCCUUUGCCUUUUUUCCCUUCAAAAAUCCCAACUCUUACUUGCUACCCUGCUGAUCGUUUGUCCCGACUUCGUAUUGCAGGCCCCAGCCGCAAUGGAUGGGGGCUAUGCAAGAGACACCCUCGAGAUGAAUAAAAAAGCAAGGCCGCCGCCAUG
Messenger RNA from Aspergillus heteromorphus CBS 117.55, 619 nucleotides. RefSeq lists its product as uncharacterized. Bases 205 to 519 code for a protein of 104 amino acids. The transcript is spliced from 2 exons. NCBI's taxonomy places the organism in Eukaryota, Fungi, Ascomycota, Eurotiomycetes, Eurotiales, Aspergillaceae. The record is from RefSeq and is a predicted model, not a curated record.